AUGCUGAAAUUACAGGUUGUUUUGGUACCUCCGAGUGCCCAGAAUGGACCUGUUCCCUAUGGGUUCACUUCUAGUACAGCGGACUCCUCUCGGUUGAUAGCAUCAGGGUCCGUGUUUGGCUCUGGAGUUCCAAGAAAUGCUGACACUUCUUUACCUUUCCCUUCAAAUUUGAGUGCGGCCAAUACUACGCUAUAUCCAAACCAUUUUGCUCAGACAAAGCGUAAGAAAUUCCUUCAUUUCACUAAAUCUUCCAACACCUUGCUGGAUCUUUCAUUGGAAAUUGUACAGAAAUGUGAGAAGAUGUAUCCAACAAUGAGCGAGGAAAUCGAUAUAUUGAGUCUUCAGGAUAAUAGUGGUUGCGAUUUGGAUCCCGACUUCUAUGUGAAAGAUGUCUUCAAUAUUGAUAAUACGGUACGAGUAAUCUUGAAGAAUGAGAUUAUUAUAGAUGAUUCAUCCCCAGUCUCAGGGUAUAGGUUCACGAAGAAGAAAAAGCUGAAUAGCGGAUUUGCUCAACCCCAAGAAGUACAAAAUCAAUCGGCACAGACCUUACCUCCUGCAUCGUCCUCUACUGGUAAUGGCGGCAUUCUUAAGAUCGCAAAGAAGAGGCCUUCUACAUCGGUAAUGAGGCAUCCAACAACAGGGACCAUGAGAAUUUCUACGCCAUUGGCUCAUCAGAUAUAUCCUCCACCAAACAGUAAUCGAAUGGUCUCCAAUAAUUCCGAUGAUGAGGAUGCGAGCGAAAGAUCUUUCCUACCACCUCCAGCUCAACCGCAAUCUCCACCCAUUAGGAUCAGCUCUAGUAUGGAGAAUAAUAAGAGGAUUAGAUCCGCGGUGGAAGAAGACGCAGUGUCUCGUUCAGAGACGGUAGAUCCUGAUAAGUCAAAACAACAACGGCUCCUGUCGGGUACGCCGGUGGCGAAUACUAUGACCCCAAACAGAGUCACAUUAACUGGCCAAAGAGUCGUUUCAGAACGCAUGAGCAACGGUAGCAGCCAAAAUGGUUCCAUUUUCACCGCCAGCUCCACCUCUGGAAACAGAUUAGGUUCUGCUGCAAACACCAGGAUUACUUCUGGGAUGUUAAGCAUACCUGAGCCACGUAUAGCUGAAAUCGAAAAGGAAUUGAAAGAAGGUCCUUCAAGUCCAACCUCGAUUUUGCCAGCUGUUCCUCAUCGGAUUCCAAUGAAGGAGCCAUACCAGAAGAUGGCGAUUGAUCAAUCCGACGAUAUUUCUUCUUCUGAUGAGCAGGACUCAGAGUCGCAGGUGAAAACGUCUGCGCAGCGUCAAACAUCAAUCGCAGAUAACAAUGGCUCUCCUGUAAAAGAAAGCCCACUCGGUGAGAAUCAUUUACGCAAUGUGCAUCUCGCAGAGCUUCCACGUUCCAAAAGCGGCUCGGUUUCAGCACAAAGAAAAACCUCGCUAGAAGCAAGAGUCGAGAACAAAACAAUUGGCGUGGUACCUCAGAAAGGUGAGGAAGAUGAACCGGUAAGAAAGGAGAGUUUUUCUGAUGAAGAAGGAGAAGAAGAACAGGAUGUUAGAGAAGAAGAUCAAGGAUUGCAGCGCCAACUUGGUCUAACCAAUGAAAAAGCUGAAGCUGAUACAGGCGAAGAGGAAGAAGAGAAUGACGGGAACGAUACCGUGCUAAUCACAAGAAAUGAGCCUGACAACAAAUCACACUCAAACACUAGUAUCCAUAAAACAGAUUUCCUCAAGCUGAUGGAGGGCGGGUCUACUGAUUUCCCACCAUGGUUUGGUCAACAUGGAUCAAAGGGAAAGCCAUAUACAACUGUUUUGCAUAAGGAUAUCGACAAUUCGAAGCCCGAUCCAAGAAAUAUCAUACCUAGAGAUACGCCAAGGAGCGCGGCAAAGAAAGCCGCUCAACUGCUAUCUGGGAAGCAAGGGCAAAAAUCGGAGCAGCACGAUGAUGCAUCAGAAUCUCCAAGCCCUUCUAGCAGUGAUAUUGAGACAGACAGUUCACUUGACUCGGACCAUGAUAGAAUAUUCAUCAAUGAGAAUAAUUCCGUAAGAUCCCUCAAUUUGCGUCCGUUGAAAGAGAAAGUCAUUUCCAGCCAAGACCUGAACUCGAGCGAUGCAGUUGCUACAGAUACUACACAAAAGGACACCAAGGUAUCACAGAAAUCCAGUGCGGAUGAAAAUAUUCCUUCGAAAGACAAAGUUGAGAGUGGACAAAGUAGCGCGACAGAACCAAGUAAGCUGCCUCUUCCAGUUGAUGAAGUACGAGGCAACAUUAUACAGGGAAAUGAGAAGCCAUCUCCUCGCAAAACAAUUAAAGAACAACCCGAGGCCGUGGCCGAGAAGCGUGUAUCAGAGCAGUUAAACAGCACUAAAGCGGAAUCAAAGCCUGAUGUGCAGCCGUCUGCGCACAAGGCACAGAGUUCCUCGCAGAAAACUGAUUUAUCAACCAAUAGUCAUAACGGGACCGAUUUAAAGAGCACCACCGCUGUCGCCGGAAAGACCGGGAAAGCUCAAGAUGGCCAAAAACUUAAGCUAUCAACCAAGGCUUCUUCUGACAACAGUGACGAAAGUAGGAGCCCGUCGGUACCUGCCGCUCGUUCUCAACCAACAAAGAAGGAAGAAGCUGAAAUGAAGCGUCGAGAAAGAGAGGCUGCCAGAGCUGCUAAACUUGAGGCGGCUCAAAAGCUCAAAGCCGAAAAGGAAGCACAGAAGGUGGCCAAGCAAAAGGCCAAAGAGGAGGCCAAGUUAGCAAGAGAGGCAGAAGCAGCUAGGAAGAAGCACGAACGAGAGGAGAAAAAGAGGUUGAGACAAGAGAAGUUAGCAGAGGAAAAGAGAAAGCGUGAAGAAGCUAACGCUAAAAAGAGCGAAGAACCAGCUGUGGUGAAGAAGGCUGACGAAAAACCCGAAGAGAAGGUAAAACCUCAGAAGGCCGUUCUUGAUGGGGGUGAUAAACUGAAGGAAUUGAAAGCCAAAUUCACCAAAUCCAGGGCUUAUGUACCAGCUGGAUUGGCCCGUCAGAGCAUAAGGCGAUCUGACGAUAGCUCUGAAUCAGGAAGCUCGGAUGACGAAAGCUCAUCAGAUGACUCUAGUUCUUCUGAUGAGGAAAGUUCAUCCAUCUCCAAAAAGUCUAGGCGCCUAAUUGUAGACACACCCAAAGGAGCCUUGAGUUCGGCUCAGAACAAAAGUGCCAUAAAAGAACUUCCUGGAGUCGAAGAUGUGCCACAAUCCACCCAACGCAGCAAUCCAGCCAGCCAGGAAACUCCUAAAAAGACACCAAAUAAGAUACCAGUUACAAGAUUGAUGGAAAUGUCGUCACCUAGUUCCUCUAAAGGGGACGGUCAGGCACGUCCCAGCUUCCUGCAAGGACUUCCUCAAAAAGUCCGUCCUUCUCUGAGCUCUUUAUCCGAUCUGGUUUCAAAGGGCGUACCAGACGUUAGAGAGAAGAGCAUGACUGUAUCACACCCGGCUGCAAAGAAAGUGGCAACAAGCAUGAGCGACGACUCGAAUGACGAAGACGAUUCUCUAUCUGAAUCGUCCGACUCAGACUCUGAUAGUGACGAUUCUUCUUACCGACGGAGGUAG
Messenger RNA from Torulaspora delbrueckii, 3555 nucleotides. It is a transcript of the gene NET1, whose product is annotated as Net1p. The transcript has a single exon. NCBI's taxonomy places the organism in Eukaryota, Fungi, Ascomycota, Saccharomycetes, Saccharomycetales, Saccharomycetaceae. Gene Ontology annotation, molecular function: phosphatase activator activity; rDNA binding. Gene Ontology annotation, cellular component: nucleolus. Gene Ontology annotation, biological process: negative regulation of septation initiation signaling; rDNA heterochromatin formation. The record is from RefSeq and is a predicted model, not a curated record. Bases 1 to 3555 code for a protein of 1184 amino acids.